Neurospora tetrasperma FGSC 2508 is the source of this 1114-nucleotide messenger RNA. RefSeq lists its product as uncharacterized. Gene Ontology annotation, cellular component: cytosolic small ribosomal subunit; ribosome. The transcript is spliced from 4 exons. Gene Ontology annotation, biological process: translation. Gene Ontology annotation, molecular function: structural constituent of ribosome. Bases 81 to 566 code for a protein of 161 amino acids. The record is from RefSeq and is a predicted model, not a curated record. Lineage: Eukaryota; Fungi; Ascomycota; Sordariomycetes; Sordariales; Sordariaceae.
CCCCGUGGAAUUUCGACCUUCCUGCCAAUCUCACCUCUCACGUACCAUAGCACCAUCUUGGGCAUCACCCGACCGGCAAGAUGGCUACCGAACUGACCGUGCAGAGCGAGCGCGCUUUCCAGAAGCAGCCUCACAUCUUCCUCAACAGCAAGACCAAGGUCAAGUCUGCCCGUCCGGGUAAGGGUGGCCGGAGAUGGUACAAGGACGUCGGCCUGGGUUUCCGUACCCCCGCUGCCGCCAUUGAGGGCCAGUACAUCGACAAGAAGUGCCCCUUCACCGGCCAGGUCUCCAUCCGCGGCCGUAUUUUGUCCGGUACCGUCGUUUCCACCAAGAUGCACCGCACCAUCAUCAUCCGUCGCGAGUACCUCCACUUCAUCCCCAAGUACAACCGUUACGAGAAGCGCCACAAGAACCUCGCCGCCCACGUCUCCCCCGCUUUCCGUGUUGAGGAGGGUGACAAGGUUACCGUUGGCCAGUGCCGUCCCCUUUCCAAGACUGUCCGCUUCAACGUUCUCCGCGUCCUUCCCCGCACCGGCAAGUCCGUCAAGAAGUUCGCCAAGUUCUAAAUGCAGUCUAUGAGAAUGCUGAAGGGUGGGGGCUUUUCGGAAUUGAGCAUUUCUGGCGCGGUUCUUGCUUUGAGGGCUUGUUAAAUCAGUUACAAUGGGCCGGUCCGGCAGGGGAAAACUGCACGAAACAGUACACAAGUAAAAAUGUGUCGUAGAGGCAGUGCCGACUGAAUGAAAUCCGCCGAAUGAACUUUGACGAAGAGUCAAAACAAAAUGGAUAUGAUACCUUGUUUCGGUGGUUUUGGCAACACUUCAUGAGCCCAUACGUUGUACUUGUCACGAGCUGCUGGUUACUGAUGAAGAGUUCUGAUAUCAAAAGAACCCAUAUGCCUUUCAUGGAUCAGAGAACGAUAUACGGACAAUCACGAUGUUCGCGUCAAGACUGUUCCAACUACGAUAACGCCACGACACAACACGACAUGUCACGACAUUCAAUGCGAAGCCCGAGAUGGGGAUCGAUGGACGACAUUGAGCAGCUGACACAAAAAGGCAUACGCGCUACUUACUACCUUGUAGUCAUUUAGUCGAAUAGAAUCAUGAUGAGCCAA